Prunus persica (peach) is the source of this 1394-nucleotide messenger RNA. RefSeq names its product probable E3 ubiquitin-protein ligase XERICO. Gene Ontology annotation, molecular function: ubiquitin protein ligase activity. The record is from RefSeq and is a predicted model, not a curated record. Gene Ontology annotation, biological process: protein ubiquitination. Lineage: Eukaryota; Viridiplantae; Streptophyta; Magnoliopsida; Rosales; Rosaceae. The transcript has a single exon. Bases 392 to 1036 code for a protein of 214 amino acids.
UGAUGUAUUAUAAAUUUAUAUAAACCAAUUCUAUGUACCUAAUGUUUCUGGUAAAGUAAUAGAGAAGAAAUAUUUAAAUGAUGGAGCCACCGACCCAAGUGACUGACUCAGAUGCGCACAAAUACAAUCGCAAUGACAAAGCAAAUGACCUGCUGACGAGUCAGUGGCAGCUCCGCACUCCCUGAAUAAAUCAAAGAAAAAGUUUGAAUGAAAAAAAGAAGCAAAUGGGCCCUACACGCAUCAUCUUCUUUACAAUUCACUUCACAGCCACUGUCUUUAUAAGGAAGCUGGAUGCCAUUGAGAACUUCCCCUUUUCUCUCUUCUUCCUCUGUUUUCUCUGUUUUUUGCUCUUCUUCUUCUUCCUCUGCUCUCUCUGCUUCAAUUUGCUUGUAUGGUCUGCUCAUUGCUUGCAUAUGCUCCAAUGGGUUUGUUUGAAGAAGACUCGUCCUCAUCAGGCUUGAUCGUGAGCCAUGUUUUAUACAAAGCAGCUUUUGUAAUUGCCUUAAUGAGAUGGGUUUUGUACUGGGCUCUCAGACUCAGACAAAGACUCUUAUCUUCUUCUUCCUCCUCCUCCUCCUUUGUUUCUGACCAUGGCUACAAUUUCCUGGAGGUAGAGCAUGGUGAAUUACAAAACUACCCUCCUGUGCCUUCCUCUUGCGCUUCUUCUUCAACCCAGUUGAUCAGAGACUGCCUUGUGCAGACCACCUUUGAAGAAAUUACCAACAGACAAGGAAGCUACAGAGCCAGCAGCAGUGGCUGUGACACGUGUGCUGUGUGCUUGAGCCAGCUGGAGAUGGAGGAUCAGGUGAGGGAGCUCAGGAACUGCAGCCACGUGUUCCACACAGAAUGCAUCGACAGAUGGCUAGAGUAUCAUGAUCAUCAUCAUGAUGAUAACCACAGGACUUGCCCACUCUGUAGGACCCCCUUGCUGACGUCAUCCCAAAUCCAGAGCUUGAGCUGGGAUCACAGAUCCUCCCAGCCCAGCUGGGCUGUGGAGAGACUGCUCUACCUCUUUGGGGAUGACCUGCUGUUGUGAUUUUUUAUUUAUUUUUGAAUGUGCUUCUUGUAGGCUUGUAUAGAGCAUUUUAAUUCAAGUGAAAAAUAUUAUCAGUGUACAAAUUGGGAUUCCUAUGAUUUAUGUGUAAAGGAGUUGUUUUUGGGCCGGGCCAUGGGAUGAUUUUGUAAUUUAUUGGAUCGGUUUAUAAGACAACGACCCAAUGAAGACUAAAUGACAUGCUUGCUUUGGUGGUCUAGGCUCUAAUCAAAGUGAAUUAUUUCCCAGCCACUUCUAUUUGUGUAUUAUUUUCUCUCUCUUUUUUUAUCCUCACUUUCCAUUGUUUUAUGUAUCAAAUUUGUAUCUUAUAACAGUUGGGACAGAAAUGAGGGAUUAUGGA